CCCCAACAUUCCUUUACGCUGGUGUUAGGAACUUCUUCACAUCUUUUCAAGCUGACCAAUACGCUGCCAAGCUGCUUGUACGCUCUACAUUGGACUGGAAAAAAAUACAUCUAAAGCCUACUACAUCGUCCAUGUACAAUUAUGAAAGGACAGAAGCACGUACAAUCAUUCCUUGCCAUGUAUGUAGUGACUUUAUUGACGUUACAAACAUCAGAAGGACAACAGCUACCAGACGAGACGUGCACCAUUCAGAUCCUCGUCCCUGGCCUCAAAGGAGAACCGGGAGAGAAAGGACCAAAGGGAGCCCCUGGGAGACCAGGAAGAGUGGGCCCACCGGGGCAAAUUGGUCAACCCGGGCUUAAAGGACAGAAAGGUAUUAUGGGACAUUACGGAAAAGUGGGACCUAGUGGAAUAAAAGGCAUAAAGGGAGACAUGGGGGAUCCAGGACCGAAAGGCCCAGAUGGAGAGCCAGGCAUCCCAUGUGAAUGCUCACCAAUAAGAAAGAUGAUUGGCGAAAUGGACAUCGUUGUGGCUCAGCUAUCUUCAGACUUGAAGUUCAUCAAAAAUGCUGUCGCUGGCAUAAAAGAGACAGACAGUAAGGUGUAUCUGCUGGUGAAGGAGGAGAAACGUUACUCGGAUGCCGAACGCUAUUGCCAGAUGAGGGGAGGGCAUCUAGCCAUGCCCAAGGAUGAGAGCGCCAACACGGCCUUGGCGGGCUACAUCACUGAAGCGGGUCUAAGCAGAGUCUACAUUGGCGUCCACGACCUGGACGUGGAAGGAGUGUUCACCUACGUGGACCGCUCUCCCAUGUCCACCUUCAGUAAAUGGAGAAAAGGUGAACCCAAUAAUGCUUAUGACGAUGAGGAUUGCGUUGAAAUGGUGGCUUCUGGAGAGUGGACGGAUGUUGCGUGCCACCCGACAAUGUUUUUUGUAUGUGAAUUUGACAAGGAUGUUAUUUGAGUUGCUAUUGGAAAAAAUGGACUACAAGACUUGCAUUGUUAAAAUGAUGCAAAAAAAAAUAGUACCACUUUAUAAUACGGAUAAACUUUUGAACGGUAUUAUAAAUUCAUUAUUUAGUAGUUGGUUUACACAUGGUUGAUAUUUUUUUUCCCAUAGAAAAUUAAGGAAAUAGAAAUAACCCAUUCUAAUGUCAAACCAUUUUGUUAACACAAGGACAUUGUUAAUAAUACUUCUUCACUCAUAGGAAAUAAUUUUCCCAUAAUAAAAACUUGAUAUACUGUACAGAAAAUGCAUACAAGUGUAAAAAUAAAUUAUCUGCUUCUUAUUUAAAAGCAAAAUGUUGUGACAAACAAUCAGAAAAGAGUAGCUGUUAAUAUUGAAGAAUAAAAUGAGAUUGUUUGCUCCUUUACAUAACAUACAAACAUAUAUUUACUC
This is a messenger RNA of Syngnathus typhle (broad-nosed pipefish), 1395 nucleotides long. It is a transcript of the gene colec11, whose product is annotated as collectin sub-family member 11. Bases 142 to 960 code for a protein of 272 amino acids. The transcript has 7 exons. The record is from RefSeq and is a predicted model, not a curated record. NCBI's taxonomy places the organism in Eukaryota, Metazoa, Chordata, Actinopteri, Syngnathiformes, Syngnathidae.